AUGAGACUUGCUUCGAAAGUCGGCGGCCUUGUUUGGCUCGCCGCCUCGCUGGGCGGGUUGCAGGGCGCUUCGGCGCAGGAUGUGGUUGACUGGCCGAUCCACGAUAACGGCCUCAACCAAGUCGUCCAAUGGGACCACCACAGCUAUAUCGUGAACGGCGAGAGACUCUUUGUCUUCUCUGGCGAGUUUCAUUACUGGCGUAUACCCGUUCCUGAACUCUGGCGAGACCUCCUCGAGAAGGUCAAGGCGGCUGGCUUCAAUGCGUUUUCCAUCUACAACCACUGGGGCUACCACAACCCCACACCCGGCGUUCUGGACUUCGACACGGGGGCUCACAACUUCACCUCCAUCAUGACCGUCGCCAAGGAGCUCGGCAUCUACCUCAUCAUCAGACCCGGGCCCUACGUCAACGCGGAAACCAACGCCGGCGGGUUGCCCCUCUGGCUCACGACCGGCGCCCACGGUUCUCUGCGGAAUGACGACCCCAGGUACACCGAGGCCUGGACGCCGUACUGGUCCGAGAUCUCCAAGCUCAUCACCCCCCAUCUGGUCACCAACGGCGGCAACGUUCUCAUGUUCCAGAUCGAGAACGAGCUCAACGGGCAGUGGAAGGACAUCCCCGACAGAGUGCUCAACCCGCCCAUCGCCAACUACAUGCAGCUCCUCCAGGACGCCGCGCGCGAGAACGGCAUCGACGUCCCUCUGGCCCACAACGCGCCCAACAUGCGAGGCUUCUCCUGGUCCAAGGACUUUUCCAACGCUACUGGAAACGUCGACGUCGUCGGCGUGGAUAGUUACCCUUCUUGCUGGAGUUGCAACUUGAGCGAGUGUACGGGUACCAACGGGCAGUACACCCCCUACUUGACCCAGGACUACUACACCUCACAACCAAACUUCCUGCCAGAGUUCCAAGGAGGCUCGUACAACCCCUGGGGCGGACCCGAGGGGGGUUGCCCCGCCGACAUCGGUGCCGACUUCGCCAACAUGUUCUACCGCGAUCUCAUCUACCAGAGGGUCACUGCUAUAUCCCUCUACAUGAUGUUCGGCGGAACCAACUGGGGAUGGCUUGCCUGCCCUGUUGUUGCAUCGAGUUACGACUACUCUUCUCCGGUGUCCGAGAACAGAAUCAUCGGCAACAAGUUCUACGAGACGAAGCUGCUGACCCUAUUCACCAGAGUGGCCAAGGACUUGACAAAGACGGAGAGGGUGGGAAACGGCACUGGCUACACAACCAACACGGCAAUCAGCACAUCCGAGCUUCGCAACGUCGACAACGAUGCUGCAUUCUACGUUGUCCGCCACGCAUAUACGCCGUCCAACACGAACGAGGCCUUCAAGCUCUCGGUCAAGACCUCCCAGGGGUCCUUCACUAUCCCUCAGCACGGCAGCUCCGUCGCCAUCAACGGCCACCAGGCCAAGGUGCUCGUCACGGACUUUGCGUUCGGCGAGAAGACGCUGCUGUACUCCACCGCCGAGGUCCUGAGCUACACCGUCCUCGACGGCCGUGAGGUCGUUGCCUUUUGGCUCCCUGAGGGCGAGUCCGGCGAGUUCACCGUGACCGGCGUCAACUCUGCCGAGAUCGUCCGAGACGCCAACGUCGCCGACUUCAACGUCUACCCGGGCGAGGCCAACGUCACCGUCGCGUACACCCAGAAGAAGGGAAUCACCUCGGUGGCUCUCGGCGACGGAUCCCGCGCCCUUCUCCUGGACCGCAGCGCCGCCUACCUCUUCUGGGUCCCGACUCUCGACAACAACCCUCUGGCCCCGGUCAACAACACCGUUUUCGUCCAAGGCCCGUACCUGGUCCGAUCCGCCUCUUUUGACGAGGCCAGUCGCAGCUUGGCCCUUUCCGGGGACGCUGAUAAGGAGACGACCAUGACCGUUUUCGCUCCCGCCUCCCUUUCCUCCAUAACCUGGAACGGCAAGAAGGUCGAGAUCAUCUCGAGAGACGGAAACGCCUUCACGGCCAAGAUCGAGGGCCCCGUGAAGUUCGAGGUCCCUCCUCUGGGCCCUUGGAAGGUUCAUGACAGCCUGCCCGAGAUUGCGGGACAUUACGAGGCCACCUCCGACAGCUGGGUUGUUGCCGACAAGACCAACACUUCCAACACGGUCAAGCCGGCCUCCAACAACCCCGUCCUCUACGUCGACGAGUACGACAUCCACGUCGGCAACCACAUCUACCGCGCCACGUUCCCGGCCAGCGACAACGCCCCGACCGGCGUCUUCCUCAACCUGACUGGCGGCCUGGCCUUCGGUUACUCCGUCUGGCUGAACUCGGACUAUAUCGGCUCCUACCUCGGCCUCUCCUACCUCGGAGCCGACGCGCGCGAGUUCUCUUUCGAGAACGCCACCCUCGCCGAGAGCGGGGACAACGUCCUGGUUGUGGUCAUGGACAACUCGGGCCACGACCUGCGCGAGGCCGCCCUCGCCCCCCGCGGCAUCUCCAACGCGACCCUCCUCGGCCCCGGCGCCGGGGACUACAGGUUCUCCGGGUGGAAGAUCGCCGGCACCGCGGGCCGCAACGACCUGAUCGAUGCCGUCCGCGGCCCCAUCAACGAGGGCGGUCUGUAUGCCGAGCGCGUGGGGGCCCACCUCCCCGGCUACCCCGACGACGACUGGGAGCCGUUCGCCUCCUCCGCCGACGGCGCCCUCUCCGUCCCCGACGCCGGCAUCCGCGUCUUCCGCGCCGUCGUGCCUCUGGACGUCCCCGCCGGCCUCGACGUCUCCAUCUCGUUCCGCUUCGGCGCCGCGUCGGACGACAGCAACCGCCUGCGCGCCCUCCUCUUCGUCAACGGGUACCAGUACGGCCGGUACAGCCCGUACAUCGGCAACCAGGUCCACUUCCCCGUCCCGGCGGGCAUCCUCAACUACAGCGGGGACAACACGAUCGCCGUCACCGUGUGGAGCCAGGCCGCCGAGGGCGCCGAGCUGACGAUCGGGUGGCAGGUGGACUACGUCCACACUUCGAGCUUCGACAUGGGCUUCGACAGUAAGUCGUUGAGGCCCGGAUGGGGCGAGAGCCGUCUGGCAUUCGCGUAG
Molecule: messenger RNA, 3039 nt
Organism: Colletotrichum graminicola M1.001
Lineage: Eukaryota; Fungi; Ascomycota; Sordariomycetes; Glomerellales; Glomerellaceae
Product: glycosyl hydrolase family 35
Exons: 15
Coding region: 1-3039 (1012 amino acids)
Biological process (GO): carbohydrate metabolic process
Cellular component (GO): vacuole
Molecular function (GO): beta-galactosidase activity
Source: RefSeq, a predicted model, not a curated record